Cynoglossus semilaevis (tongue sole) is the source of this 1483-nucleotide messenger RNA. Its product is annotated as cysteine-rich protein 1. The record is from RefSeq and is a predicted model, not a curated record. The coding region runs from base 1091 to 1294 and encodes 67 amino acids. Gene Ontology annotation, biological process: intrinsic apoptotic signaling pathway in response to DNA damage; regulation of gene expression. Lineage: Eukaryota; Metazoa; Chordata; Actinopteri; Pleuronectiformes; Cynoglossidae. The transcript has 4 exons. Gene Ontology annotation, molecular function: zinc ion binding.
CAGUCGGUACUUUUAAUGCCAUUAGUAAUGGGACGAGAGAGAGAGAGAAAGAGAGAGAGGGAGUCCCUGCGUCAGUGAAAGGGAUUGAAGCACACACUGGUUGGCCUGUCUUCCACAGUGACUUCAGUGGCCUUGUUCCACUCUGUGAAGUUCAUCAGAGUUCAUCUUUUUGUUACUGCUGAGCUGAGGCUGCUCACUGUCCUCAUCCUUGUCUCCCUCAUCUCUCCUCACCCCCGUUCCUCCCCACGCCUGCGUCUAUCAGGAAUCCCUUGGGGGUAAAAACUGCCUACACACACACCACUUCCUGCCCCUGCCUGUCCCCCACUGGCCUCACUGUGCCUCACCCUCUGGUCUCUGAGUACAGCCUCUUUUUGGUGAUGUCACUGUAGGGGAGUUCAGCCUUAGUGAGUGUGUGUGUGUGUGUGUGUCUAUGCUUGUCAUUGAAAAGGGGCCUGUAUGUGUUUGUGUGUGUCAGUGACAGAGGGACAAGAGAGGUAAAGAGGGGGGUAAAGGUAAAGAGAGUAGAAGAGAGAGGUAGAAAGAGAGAGAGAGGAUCGACAGACAGUAGAAAGAAAGGCAGGAGUGUCAGGUUUCCCUUUUCAAUUCAGAGGCACUCCUUGGUUUUAAUCUAGAAAAAAGGGUGAAAAAAGCAGGAAAGAAGAGGAGAUAGCUGGGAACUUGAGCCAGUGACAGCUGCUUUUUGUCCCUUCCCUCCUCACCCUUCUUUCUUUUGUUUUUGCCUCCCUCUUUUUUUUUCUUUACAGUUUAAAACCCCAGCCAAAAAAAGACAGCAGCUGAGAGCAAUUUUUUUUUACAGUAUGUUAUCAGGCAGAAAAAAAUACUUCUGUCUUCUGUAAUCUGUCUUCUUUCCACUGAUGAUAGCAUUUACUUCUCGAAUAAUGUUUUUCGCUCUUCCUGUUACGUUUGACUUACCACAUCCUGGUUGUGAAUUCAAAUACCAACCAGAGUGUCUGCAGUUUUUUUUCUUGUCAGCUUUUACUUUACUCACACGAGAGACAUAUAUUUUUCUCACAGUGCCAGCCUAAGUGGGCACACAUACCGAUCGUACGACAAAAAGAUCUAUAUAAUCAUGGUAGGCUACUGUCCAAUUUGUGGGAAGCCAGUCUACUUUGCUGAGAGGAAGAGGUCCCUGGGGAGGGACUACCACCCCCUGUGUCUGAAGUGUCAUGUUUGCAACAGACAGCUCACAGCUGGACAGCACGCCGAGCAUGACGAGAAGCCGUACUGUUCAUACUGCUACAUAAAGGAGUUUGGGCCAAGAGGCAACAGGUGACAUUUCCUUCUGCAGGAACCAGACCUAUGGAUGGGUGUAUGGAGAACAUGUUAUUUUUAUUGUUUUUAUUGAUGACAACAUUAAUUAUGUAAUAGGUUGCAAGGACCACUGAGUGUCAAAUGAAUGUGUUCAUGAUGUUACAUUCGAGACAAUUAUACUGUAGAAUAAUAAAUGCAGAUGUAUGUGGUU